UGCCUUUCUCGUUUUGGCUUCCUUCCACUUCACAUCCUGUUUCUUCCGUAACGUUGCCUACGGUAAGCCGAGUAGCACAUCAUCAAAUUGAACUGGAUUGCCAAGAUGCCUUCGGAGAGCCAAUACCCAAGCUUGCCUAUCCCAGAUGUGGAUCUUUGGGCGUUUCUGUUUGAGAGAAAAGAAAAGCCAUUUGCGGAUGACAAGGUAAUCUACUAUGACCCAUACACCACACGUUCGUAUACAUAUGCACAAGUCAAGGAUGCUGCUAUCACUUUUGGCAAAGGCUUGAAAGCACUGUGGGACUGGCAGAAGGGUGAUGUACUUGCCUUGUACACACCUAACUGUAUCGACACUCCAGCGAUCACGUGGGGAUGUCACUGGGCAGGUGGUGUGCUGUCGCCUGCCAACCCGAACUAUACGGUCGAUGAGCUUGCUUUCCAGCUCAAAGACUCUGGCGCAAAGGGAUUGGUAACACAGUUGCCCUUUAUCAAAAAUGCGCAAGAGGCUGCAAGGAAGGUCGGAAUGCCUCUAGACAGAGUCAUUAUCAUGGGAGACCAGAGAGACCCUUCAUUCAAAGUGAAACACUUUACAGGUAUUAUCAACACGGCUGGAAGUGCCAGAUUUAGGAGAACGAAGGCGACCAACCCAGCUGAAGAUCUGGCAUUUUUGGUGUACAGCUCUGGCACUACGGGCCAUCCAAAAGGCGUCAUGCUUACCCAUCGAAAUAUUGUGGCCAACACAAUGAUGAUUAAAGCUGGAGAAGCUGGGAACCUGAAGCCUACCGGAGGGCCGACUGGCGAAGGGGAUAAGCUCCUUGCCUUUUUGCCAUUUUUCCACAUCUAUGGUCUGACAUGUCUGAUCCACCAAAGCUUGUUCUCUGGUCUUCAGCUUGUUGUCAUGCCAAAGUUUGACCUUGAGGAUUUUUGCAGGUUCAUCCAAGAACUCAAAAUCACAUUCGCCUAUGUCGUCCCACCCAUUGUCCUUUUGCUGAGCAAGCAUCCCCUGGUAUCCAAAUACGAUCUCAGCACGAUCCGCAUGAUGAACUCCGGAGCUGCGCCACUUACGCGAGAGCUUGUAGAUGCAGUAUAUGAUAGACUAAAGAUCCCCGUAAAGCAGGGAUAUGGCCUUUCGGAAACUAGUCCUACCACACACACUCAGCCAUGGGAAGACUGGAACAAGACGAUUGGCUCAGUUGGCAAACUGUUGCCUUAUCAGACAGCCAAGUACAUGUCUCCUGAUGAGAAAGAGAUGGCCGUUGGCGAGGUUGGAGAGUUGUGGAUCAAGGGUCCGAACGUUUUCAAGGGAUACCUGAACAACCCAGACGGAACCGCGCACGCAAAGACAGCCGACGGGUAUUUCAAGACUGGUGACGUUGGAUAUCAAGACAAGGAUGGCAAUUUCUACAUUACAGACCGUGUCAAGGAACUCAUCAAGUACAAGGGUUUCCAAGUGCCACCGGCAGAACUUGAGGGUAUUCUAGUUUCUCACCCGAAGGUUAACGACGUGGCAGUAAUAGGCGUGUACAGCAAAGAUGACGCAACAGAGCUUCCAAGGGCUUACAUUGUACCGAAAGAUGGUCUCGGCAAGACCGACGCAGACGCAAAAGAAAUUAUAGAUUGGUUGAGCACAAAGGUGGCGCAUCAUAAGAGGCUGAGGGGCGGUGUGAGGUGGGUGGAUGAGAUUCCCAAGUCUAUAAGCGGAAAGAUCCUCAGGAGGGUGCUCAAGCUUAAGGCGCAGGAGGAGGAAGAGGCGAAGGAGAAGGCAAAGUUGUAGUUUGUACAUGUUUGUCUUGAAAUGGAAUGAUUACAUGGACUUGUGAUUUCUGAGAAAUCAUGGAUGGUCAAUUCACU
Molecule: messenger RNA, 1850 nt
Organism: Bipolaris maydis ATCC 48331
Lineage: Eukaryota; Fungi; Ascomycota; Dothideomycetes; Pleosporales; Pleosporaceae
Source: RefSeq, a predicted model, not a curated record